Messenger RNA from Xylona heveae TC161, 1010 nucleotides. RefSeq lists its product as hypothetical. The record is from RefSeq and is a predicted model, not a curated record. The transcript is spliced from 3 exons. NCBI's taxonomy places the organism in Eukaryota, Fungi, Ascomycota, Xylonomycetes, Xylonales, Xylonaceae. Bases 371 to 907 code for a protein of 178 amino acids.
CAACCAUUCCUUUAACCGACCCCGUUAAGCUGCGCUGCCACGCUACUCCGCUACUCCGCUAUGGAGCACGGUGUAUUUCCCCGCCUCAAGGUCAUACACGACAUGCACCAACGCUCGUCGCUCGAAAACUCGAAAACAACGUGACUGGGUCUCUUUGCGGAUCUCGACAGCCUUGUAUCCAGAUUCCAGAUUCCAGAUUCCAGAUUCCAGAUUCCAGCUACCAGAAUCCAGAUCCCAGCUUGAAAAACAGAUUGAAGGCGUCUCAGGAUAGAGCACAGCUGCUGCUAGACCAGGACCAGUAGACACACCUCCCACUUCCUUCGACCGCGAAAGGAUGAGAGCUUCAACCGGGUCGAAGACGGGCGGAAGGAUGGGAACAUCAACCGGGUCAAAAACGGGCAGGACACGCCCAGUGCAUGCUCCACGUAGCUCUAGCUCUGUCCCGUCAAGAACGACACCAGGAGAUCCCGCAGGGGCAUCGUCAUCGUCGUCGGCAUCAACGUCGGCAUCGAACACAGCUUCAGAUCGAGCUGCGGCUCCAUCGACUAAACAAACAGCUUCUACCGAAAAGACAAAUACAUCAUCCACACGACAACAACAACAACAACAACAACAACAACAACAACGGCGCAUCAAUCCGGUGGCGCUGAAUGCGUAUGCCGUGAACCAAUUAAGCGCAAGAAAAGGAGGACGGACGGUACCGCCUCGUUCUGGGGCAGGGGCAGCAGCCGCAGCCGGAAGCAAGGCGUUUCCAGAAAAGUACAAUUCAGUAGCGAGAAAAGUCACAUUUACACUUGUCGCUCUUCCAAUAGCGAUAGUCACGAGUUAUUUCUUAUAUGAACGAUUGGUCACGGGCGUAGAACGAAAGAGACUGGUGACGGCUGAGGAGAAGACGGAAAGAAAAUAGGCUGUUGAAAGACCCAUUUUCUAUUGAAUAAACAAACCCAAAAAAGAAUAGAAGAAAAAAAAAAUAUAUAUAUAUAUAUAUAUAUAUAUAUAUAUAACUUAUA